Messenger RNA from Dermatophagoides pteronyssinus (European house dust mite), 873 nucleotides. RefSeq lists its product as uncharacterized. NCBI's taxonomy places the organism in Eukaryota, Metazoa, Arthropoda, Arachnida, Sarcoptiformes, Pyroglyphidae. The record is from RefSeq and is a predicted model, not a curated record.
AUGUUAAUUAAAAAUGAAAAUAAUGAAAAUAAAAAAUAUUUGCUUACAUUAUUACCGAAAAAAGAUCGGCUACGUUUUAUAUUAACAAUCAUUGUAUGUGGCUAUUAUAUUUCAAUCAAUUCAAUACAAUAUUCUAAUCAAAUACGUUUUAUUAUGGGUGAUUUAUUGAUCACACAUAUAGAAAAAACUGAUCCAUUAUUAUGGAAUCAUUUUCGAAAAAAUAUGGCAUGGCUUUUUGGUUAUACAGGCAUGUUUAUUGGUUAUUUUUUUUAUCAAUCAUUCAAUACAAAAAAUAUCAAAGCAUUUCAGACAUUUAUAUUGUUUACAAUUGAAACUAAGGAUAAUUUCAGUAUAGAAAAAUUAUAUGAAAAAAAUCCAAUGAAAUAUUGCCGAUCAACAGCCAAACUAAUUGAAAAAAAUCUAUUUCAUUUCUAUUCAAUACAUCAACGAUUGAUAAUAUUUUUUGAAGAAUGUCAAAAAUAUUAUUCCAAACUAUUUCUACUCAGUGUUAUUGGUACGAUACUAUCAAGUCAGAUUAUAUUGAAAACUUUAAGAUUUAUACCUGAUGAUAAUUAUAUAAUAAUAUUAUUAUAUUAUAGUCUAGCCGUUGAUUAUAUAAUCAUUUUAAUAUUAUCAUUUACAGUAUCAUUAUUUAAUAAACAUUUAAAUUCAAUACGAUAUGAUCUACAACAAACAAUUUAUCUGAUGAAUUGUUCAUCACCAUCGUUUCAAAAUAAAUUUCGAAUGUUAAUGUAUUAUGAACGAUUAGUUUAUCCAGGAAAAUUAUGGGGAUUUCAAAUUGGUACUAUAACCGUUAUGACAACUGCAACAUUUUUAAAAGUAUACCAUAGAGAUAAACAUUAUUUUAAUUAA